AUGCCCAAAACAGCGACAUGGGAGCGCAUCGAAGAGCCGCGCGUCUUGAAUAUCGUUUUAUCCGAGGCGACAGAGCCAGAGAUCAAGCGAAAGUUGACAGACUGGAUCCACAGCGCCGGCAAGUCUGGCCGAGUUACCAAAGGCGAAGGCGAGGGUGCAGACGGUACUUGGUUUGGUCACGGCGAGCACCCGGCUCAAGACGAGGCUGCUGUUCGCAAGCAAAAGAGAGAGGGGGUCGCCCAGGCUGUGGCGCACAUGGAACAGUCUCGCUUGGAGAAAGAGCCCUUUCGGCUGGCUUACACACCAGUUCAAUUGAUCAACGAUCAGCUUGUGUUGGCGUCCUUACUGGACGAUGGCAUUCAAGACGUGAAGCUGGAGGGUGUUUGCCUGCUCACAAGCCAGCACAUGAUAGAGGAGGCGCGGCGGAUCUGCAAAGGAGGUCGCUUGGGAAGUUCACUCACUCUCGUCAGUGAUUGGACGUAUAAAAUUGGCUGCUCCGGUUGGGGCUACGGUGCCCUUGCCCUUACUCAAAAACAUCUGGGGCCCGAUGGCAUGCCGGCGACGCAGCCGGUCCUCGUGUCCCUGGCGGUCGGACCAAAAGAAGACCGUGCGGUGAUAGCGUGCACCUUCUCCACGUUCCUCGCGGUCAUGGCUCGUCACAAUGUCGACAUCCUGGCUCGCUUGCGGUUUAUCUUGAUGGAUGGCACGGCGGCAGGCCGUUUGGCGGCCGAGAAGAUUUUCCCUAUGCUGACGCACCGUUUGGACCUGCAGCACGUCGUGACGAACGUGAGAGGCCUGCCAAUUCGCGUCGCAGGGUCCAAGGAGAACAAGCUCUAUGCUGUGUCCCAGAUCCAAUGGUCCUCUUCGUUGCCGACCGCCAUGCUUUUUCACCAUCACUGGCUCUGUGUCUUCUUGGAGUUGGCGCAGAAGCAAGCGUACGACUUGAUUCGUUAUCUCCAAAAGGAGGUUCUCUAUAUGACUGACAAUGUGUGGACUUCCUCUUGGUGCGGAGGAAUUCAUUCCAGCGUGCCGGGCCACGGCCCACACACGGCUCAACAGGCACUGGAAAGGUUCAACCGUACACUGAAGCAGUCGUUGCCCGCCUCGUACCACCUCUAUGGCCUUCAGGAGAUUACUGGUCGUGUGGAGUCAGGGCUGCGGGCCAUAGCCAUCGAGAAUGGCUUUGUGCGCGAGAGUGACGAAUCUCUCAUUUUCCAGCCGGCAGAUCCAAGAGUUCCUCCCAAGGCACUCAUCACGGACGACUGGCUUCAAGAACCGCGCGACGAGGAGGGCAAUCAACCCAAACUUCCUCCGGUUUGGCGCUUCGUGGAGUUUUUGCCUGAAAAUUUCAUGGCGUCAGCCGUGUCGGGGGCCGUCCAGGAUUGGCGGGUCCACCGGAUUUAUACAUAUCCAAUUCAGCAGCCAGGUCUUCGAAUCGAUCAAGAAUCACACGAGAAGCUGCAUCGUCUCAUCGCCGCACGAACACCCGCGGCGUUCAUGCAAGCCGCGAAGGACCUGGAUCUGGUCAAGCAGAUGGACCUGGGUGAAAUGGUUUCUGUUGCGCGCGUGCGUGCCCUGCUCAAGGAGCUGGCCAUGACAAUGGUGCUACAGCAUUCCUGGUAUGGGCACACUCUGUUGUGCACGUGCGCCUCGGUCUACAGGAGAGUACGUUUCAUCCGGGCGGGAGGUGGAGCCUUCUGUCGGGAUGGCGUUUGUGUCCACAUUUUGUUGACACGAUGGAUGGAGGGAGAUCCUGCGAUCAAGUUGGCGUCGGUGUCGGAAUAUUGCGCAAAGAAUGCCAUCCCGACCGUCGACGGAGCUGAGGCGGCGCUGCGGGCCAGACUGUUGCCUCAAGGUCCUUUGGUGCGCCGUUUGCCUACGAGGUCGGCCUGGACUACGCUAGCAGCACUUGUCCAGCAAGCCAAAGCACGUGCUCAGAAGAGGAGGGAACAGGCCAAUCAGACGAAAAAGAAGCUGGCUGGGUUUUGGCACAGUCCCAAUGCUCGGGGGCCAGAGGCUGCAGUAGCCGCAGAUGCGGCCGAGAGGGCGGAGCACACAAGGCGCCUGGCGCUGACGCGUGCAGUCGCUCGCGUGCAAAGCCCGGCUUUCGCAGUCCAAAUGGAUGGCAUCUCUGACCUCUCUUCUAUGGCGAUGACUUUGCAGGAGGCGCAGGAGUUGCGUGCAGAUGAUACCGUGCGCCUGCUCUACAACGACACUAAGACACAGCAGGCCAUCAGGCUCAUGGCGAAGCAGCUAUUGGAGCGGGUCCUCAACUCGGACGCCUCGCCGCCCGCAGCAGAAGCGACCAUCGCCUUCCCCGUAGACGGGCUGUGGCUGUCGCUAGUACGUGCGCAGGAGCUUGAGCUGGCUUCGCAAAUGACACGGGUCAAGGGCGUGUCGUCCGUCGCUGCACUGCUGCCGCGCGCUGAGGCUCCAGUAAAGGGCGCGUCGUCCGUCGCUGCACUGCUGCCGUCAAGGGCGCGUGGCUACACGGCUGCCGCACUGGUCUGGCGAUCCGACGGAGCGAACUUCGCAGAAGACUGCGUGAAAAACAAACUUUGGGUUGCUGCUGCCAGGGAGUCGCGGGUGUAUGGUGCUCGUGGCAGCUCCGUUGGUGACUGUGGUGACAGCUUCAGAUCCUUUGGUGUCGGCAAACAGGGUUUUGGUGACGGCUUCCAUCACUACACUUCUGCGAAGGAUGUGGACACUGCGGAGGCGGCCGCCGCCAACGUCGCUGCGGGCAAUGCAGCAGUGCCCGCACCGGCUUCGGUUCCGCGACAGGAGUGCAGAGGCCAGCGCCCAGGUGGGUUUGGUUUUCUGGACUGUCUCGGUAGACACGGAAUAGACCACCCAGGGCCUGAGAAGACCAACCCGGGUCCGGCCCCUUGCUUCGAGAAGCGGCGCUCGCAUGAGUGGCGCACGGAGGAGGAGGAGCUCGGUCGAAACAGCAGCAUGCCAAAUGUGCAUUCGGUGCUCGGCCCGCCAAGCAGAGACAGCUUGCCGAGUCGCCCAGGGCCAGAUCAGGAUGCCCCCAAGGAAAGAAGCUGCAGGCGGAACGGAUGGGACCCUCAUUUCAGCUUUCCGAGCUACUCUGAGGACCGCUUUGACAUCAAGGACUGCAAAGCAGCUGGCACACAUGCUGGCGAAUCUAGAGCCAGCUCUCGCGCAGCCUCAACACCGUCCUCACCACCAGAGUCUAGUCCCUCGGAAGGUGAAUCUGGAGGGAGCAGUGCUGGAUCGCAUCUCAGCAGUGGGCCGAACAGCUCAGUCUCCUCCAAAGACAUGCCAGAUGUAACGAAGACGGCAUCCAAGGUGCGCUUGGAUUGCGACACUGUUGCUUCGGGCAGCAAGGCCUUUGAUGUUCACGAGGAGGCCAGCCCCAAACAACGAAGGGCAUCGAUCUCCUUGCCUUUGGUCUUGCUGCCCAGUCAUGACGCCGCCAAGUCUGGUGUUGGCUCAACACCUGGGAGUAGUGGCAGCAGCCUGAAACGACGAGACAGCACCAGCAGCUUGCUGAGGAGGCGGAGGACUAGCACGCUGGGUCUGCUUCAACAAGAGUUGGCGGAGCCGCUGAAGGGCGCCAUCUUUAGGAGCAAGGUCCCGGAGCAUUGGCUGCCGCCCUCAGAUGCAGAAGCAGGUAGCUUGGAGCGGUCUGAGCUCGGGGCGGAGGCAACCGCAGAGGUUCGCCGUUGGCUCCUGGGCCACACCUCCGGGCAGCAAUGCUCGCAGGUCAUUCUCGAUCGAGCACUGACGGUUCUUUCGAAUUUCAAGCUGGCCAGCGGAUGCGAGUUGGAAGUGUUGGGAGGACCUCUCGGAGCGCUUGUUGGCGGGUACAGCGAUGCGGACUGGCUUUUCAGCGAGGUCUUCAAAAAGCACCCGUCCGACGCCAUCCGGGAGUCCUUCGCCCUCCUGGGCUUCCGGAACCGCUUCGACGGUGACUGGUCAAGCACCUCGGUCGAGGAGAUCUCGCUUGUCUAUCGGCGGAUGUGCCUUCGCGGGCAUCCCAGCCGAGGAGGAUCGCCGAAGGACUACUUGAAGCUGCAGGUAGCCAUGGAGCUCAUCAAGGCCUUCUGCGGAGAUGCCGGCCCAUUGCAGGUGGACCGGCGAAUUCAAGCGCAUGCUUCCUUGCCUGAAGGGCCAGAUGCUGGGACGGCCGAAGCUAGCCAUUUCGUGCUCAGCGACCUGUCCCUGGCUCGGGAGCUGCAGCUGAGCGCCGCGGAGGCCUCGAAGGAGGCAUCGCAGCUCAGUGCUGAGCACUUAGAGGAGAUGAACCGGGCGCUAGACGAAUACAUCCUGAGGCAAAUGUGCUUCAAGAGUGAGAUUGUGGAUGAAAUUGCACGUCUCCACGAGGACUCUGCCUACGCGAUCCUGGGCGUAUCCUCCAGUGCGACUGAUGCCGAGAUCAAGAAGGCCUACCGACUUAUCGCCAUGCAGUGCCACCCUGACAAGGGCGGCGACAAGGAGGAUUUCCAGGAACUGACCAACGCCUACGAAAAAAUCAUGGAGCAGCGACGCUCGGCCGACGACAGGGGCUUCAAGGAGCACGGCCACGAAAACAGCGAGGGCGAGGAGCCCACGCCGGUUCACGGCAAGAGCCAAGCGAAGCCGCGGAAGAAGGAGAGUUCCGCUUGCACCUCCGAGGAUGAAGAGGACGGCUCGGCAGACAAGGCCGAUUCUGACACAGCCAGAGAGGCAAAAAGAGCUGCCCAGGAGGAUACAACGCUCCUGGAGAAGGCUAGCAAGGCAGCGGAGGAAGCCUCACGCUAUGCCAAGACGGCAGCCGAAUUUGCGCAUCAGGCGGCAGAGGCUGCAGAAGCUGCGCGACGGGACCAGGAGCAGGGAGGUCGCGAGACUCUGAUCAAAUCAGUGGCUCACUCAGCCAUCGUCUACACCUUGACGGUGGUGAAGGCUGUCCGCGCCGUCGGCUAUGCGACUCUGGACGUGGCGGCGCAGUGUCGUGCAGCCGCCAAGCGAAACCCUGACGCCGUCAGCUGCGCAGAGCACGCGGUGAGUGCAGCGAGCUCAGUUCAUUGA
Messenger RNA from Symbiodinium sp. CCMP2592, 5034 nucleotides. NCBI's taxonomy places the organism in Eukaryota, Dinophyceae, Suessiales, Symbiodiniaceae. The record is from the annotation of a GenBank genome assembly.